CCCAGUCCUUUCAGCCAAUCCCUGCGCUCCGAGGGAGCCGGAGCCAGUGGGCGGGUCCCCGGGCUAGGCCCCGCGGGCCGCUGGGAGAGGCGGUGUCUGGGCUCCAGGAGCUCGGCUGGAGGGCGGGGUCCGGACGGUGGUGUGCGGACUUUCGCGCAGAUGCCAUGUGGCCUAUGCUUUGGACCGUGGUGCGCACCUAUGCUCCGUAUGUCACCUUUCCCGUGGCCUUCGUGGUCGGGGCUGUGGGCUACCACCUGGAAUGGUUCAUCAGGGGGAAGGAGCCACAGCCUGUGGAGGAGGAGAAGAGCAUCUCAGAGCGCCGGGAGGACCGCAAGCUGGAUGAGCUGCUAGGCAAGGACCACACCCAGGUGGUGAGCCUUAAGGACAAGCUGGAAUUUGCUCCUAAAGCCGUCCUGAACAGAAACCGCCCGGAGAAGAACUAAUGGAGGACCCAGGGCCCUAUGGGGCCUUCCGUGGGCCAUGGCUGGGCCUGCCACCACGUCGACGCAGCCCCAGAACCCACAUCUGAUUUGCUUUAUUGCUGCUUCUGGCCCCUCCCACCCCCCACAGCCACACACAUACUGGCUGCUCUGCUGUGGCGAGGCAGACGCACUGGAAGCGGAGGGGCCAGUGAAGAGGAAGGCCUGGGAGGGUUCUGGCCUGAAGGUUGCCUCAGCUGGAUGGUGGCCACGACUGCUGGGGCUUCUGCGCUGCUGGGUGCACCACUCGGGGGAGAGUUAUGAAACGAACACUGGCUGUCAGUCCCGGUGGGGAGGCAGUUUGGCCUCAAGUGGGAGUGGCUGGGAUUGGGGUGGUGGGGUACCUCAUGCCUGGUUCCGGUUUGCACUGGCAAGAGUUCACAGAUCUACCUGGCUCUCUUAACUAGCUUGCCCUGUCCUUUGUGCUCAUUCUUCUUGAAAUCCUGUCCUGACAGCUCAGGGAGGGGAUUCCCCUGGGAAGGAACGCCGUUUUCUGUUCUUGGGAGCCCAGACUGUUCGCCUUGGGGCAGGUGAAUUAGCUUGAAUCACCAUCUUUCACCCCGCUCCCCAUUACUGUGUAGUGCAAAACUCGAUUAAAGUGGCGUCUGAGAACCA
Molecule: messenger RNA, 1094 nt
Organism: Bubalus bubalis (water buffalo)
Lineage: Eukaryota; Metazoa; Chordata; Mammalia; Artiodactyla; Bovidae
Gene: SMIM12
Product: small integral membrane protein 12
Exons: 2
Coding region: 165-443 (92 amino acids)
Source: RefSeq, a predicted model, not a curated record